CUAGGGGUCAGUAGCGAGCCGGGCAGCGAUGGCGGCGGCCGCCGGGCUGUGGAGGCUGAGGCGGCGCCUGGCCGGGCCUGUGGCCGCAGCCUGCAGCAGCAGCAGCGCGGCCCGGCCGGAGCAGCUCACCCUGAGGCGGCAGGCCGAGGGGGUCCGAAACAUUGUCUUGAACAACCCCAAGAAGAGAAACGCCCUGUCCCUCUCCAUGCUGCAGGCGCUGAAGGAGGACCUGCUGCACGACAGCAAAAGCAAAGAGCUCCGCGUUAUCAUCAUUUCAGCUGAAGGCCCUGUGUUUUGUUCUGGCCACGAUUUAAAGGAACUGUCAAGCGAAGAUGAUGUGAAGCAUCAUUCCCAAGUAUUUGCAAUGUGUGCAGAGGUUAUGACUUUAAUCCAGAAACUUCCGGUGCCGGUGAUUGCCCAGGUAAAUGGCUUGGCUACAGCGGCAGGCUGUCAGCUAGUGGCAAGCUGCGACAUUGCGGUGGCGAGUGAGAAAUCUCAAUUUGCUACUCCUGGAGUAAACAUUGGAUUGUUUUGCUCCACACCAGCUGUGGCCUUGGGCAGAUCUCUUCCAAGAAAGGUGGCAUUAGAGAUGCUUUUCACGGGUGAACCUCUUUCUGCCCGUGAAGCGUUAAUGCACGGGCUUGUCAGCAAGGUGGUACCAGAAGACAAGCUGGAAGAAGAGACCAUGAGAAUCUCUCGCAAGAUAUGCAAAAGCAGCAAAUCCGUCCUGGCACUGGGGAAAGCCACUUUCUACAGACAGAUGGCACAGGACCUUGAUACUGCUUACAAAAUAACCUCUCAGGUCAUGGUAGACAAUUUGACUUUGAGGGAUGGGCAGGAAGGCAUUGAAGCCUUUAUUCAGAAACGUAAGCCUGUCUGGUCCCAUUCUCAGGAUGAGAAGAAAUGAAUACUGUUUCUAAGCUAAGCUUAGCUGUGCUUCAUGAUUCUUCACGCAGUUGCCUUUGGGAACUAUAUUCCUGUUCUUUCUGAAAGUUAAAUUUCUUAUCACACAUAUGCCAAAGCCACAAUAAAUGAUUUCUAAGUAUAUAUAAUAAAUUUUAAGAAAAAUCAAA
Oxyura jamaicensis (ruddy duck) is the source of this 1073-nucleotide messenger RNA. RefSeq names its product enoyl-CoA hydratase domain containing 3 (gene ECHDC3). The record is from RefSeq and is a predicted model, not a curated record. Gene Ontology annotation, molecular function: hydro-lyase activity. The transcript is spliced from 5 exons. Gene Ontology annotation, cellular component: mitochondrion. NCBI's taxonomy places the organism in Eukaryota, Metazoa, Chordata, Aves, Anseriformes, Anatidae. The coding region runs from base 29 to 907 and encodes 292 amino acids.